Molecule: messenger RNA, 991 nt
Organism: Aphanomyces astaci
Lineage: Eukaryota; Oomycota; Saprolegniomycetes; Saprolegniales; Verrucalvaceae
Exons: 1
Coding region: 63-929 (288 amino acids)
Biological process (GO): mitochondrial citrate transmembrane transport; alpha-ketoglutarate transport
Cellular component (GO): mitochondrion
Molecular function (GO): tricarboxylate secondary active transmembrane transporter activity
Source: RefSeq, a predicted model, not a curated record
GACCCCGGUUGACGAAACGAGCUCUAUAAGAGGCAUUUUCCAAAACUUCCUCGUCGACACACAUGAGUCCGCACCCCAAGUCGGCCAAGAACGUCGGCUUCCGCGACCUCGUCAACGGCGGGGUCUUGCAGUGCCUGGAAGCUGCCACGCUCGGCAUGCCGUUUGAAGUGUGGAAGACGCGCAUGGGAAGCUACCGCACCGAAACAACGUUGCAAGCGUUCGGCAACAUCUACAAGCAAGGCGGCGCGUCUGCGUUUUGGGCAGGGACUGGGGCCAAGAUGGUGGAAUCUGCGUCCAAGGGGGCCAUUCUGCUGUUCUCGAAGGAAGCCAUCUCCGACUCGUUGCUUGCGAGCGGAGUCAGCGAGACCGUCACGGGAUUUGCUGCCGGUGCUGGUGGUGGGGUGUGCCAAGUCGUUGUGAUGGGUCCUUGUACGUUCCUGGUCACUGCCGCUGUCAACGGCGACAAGAGCAUCUCGACCACCCAGCGCAUCAAGAGCGUGUACGCGGCGAAAGGGGUCAAGGGGUUCUACCCCGGCGGGAGUGCGAUUGCCUUCCGCCAAGCGACCAACUGGGCGUCCCGACAAGGGUUCACUGAAAUCGUCCGCGGGCAGUUCAAGGUCAUCUUCCACGGCGACGAACACGCCAAGCUGACCGUGGCCCAAGAAGCCGGCUCAGGUAUCAUCGGCGGGGCGUUGGCGUGCUGGAACCAUCCAUUUGAAGUGGCGCGCAUUCAAAUGCAAACGGCCGCCGAGCGUGGCGAGCCCAAGCAAAGCAUGAUCCAAGUGUUCAAGACUGUGUCCAAGGAGAACGGCAUUGGCGGCCUCUUCAAGGGCAUCAUCCCGCGCAUCGGGCUUGGCAUCUGGCAGACGCUGUUCAUGGUCACGGGGGCCAAGUUGGUCAAGCAAGCAUUGGACGGCAACAAGCACUAGUAGGCCUAGCUCGUUAGAAAAGAAGUAAGAAAUAUACAAACAUGCGCUCAACCUUCGUCUCA